CGCCGUGGUAUUUUGCCCGCUCUAUCGUCACCCUAUUGUUACAAUACUAGUAUUUGUCUCUAUCUAUACUUGUAGGUUAUUAUUAAUAAUAAAUAUUAAUUAUUGCGCACUUCACUUCAGUACGCGUACAGCAACUGUACAAAUAUGUUCGCUCGGCUGCUUCUCCUGUGUCUCUUAGGAAUUAGUUGUGUCAAUUGUGAAUAUCUUUUUAAGAAAUUGUGUUCUGAUGAUCCUCACCAAUGCGAAGUAUACAACGUUAUACUGGACCCGUGCGAAGAUGGGAAGAACUUUUGUACCAUUAACAAGCUAAAACAUUACACGCUUAGUAUAGACUUCCUACCUAAGUUCUCUGCAAACAAGCUGAAUAUGUCAAUGUUAAUCGAUGAUAAGCUUACUGACACAUUCGACGGUGAAGUGAAGGUUCCCUCUGAUGCGUGCGAGGUACUCACUUGUCCGGUAGACGCCCAGACAAGGAGACUUUUCGAUGUCAGGUUUAAGUUGGGCAAGAGCAUCGCUGUCGGCAAAUAUCCAGUGAAAAUGAAGUUGUUCAACAGUGAAAAUGAGAAACAAAGUUGUUGUUUUACUUUUAACGUGAAAAUAAAAAAAUAGUAAUAUUGGACAAGCA
Molecule: messenger RNA, 625 nt
Organism: Pectinophora gossypiella (pink bollworm)
Lineage: Eukaryota; Metazoa; Arthropoda; Insecta; Lepidoptera; Gelechiidae
Exons: 4
Coding region: 145-609 (154 amino acids)
Source: RefSeq, a predicted model, not a curated record